Aureobasidium melanogenum CBS 110374 is the source of this 1152-nucleotide messenger RNA. RefSeq names its product cyclin-like protein. The transcript has a single exon. The coding region runs from base 1 to 1152 and encodes 383 amino acids. The record is from RefSeq and is a predicted model, not a curated record. Gene Ontology annotation, cellular component: nucleus; transcription factor TFIIK complex. Lineage: Eukaryota; Fungi; Ascomycota; Dothideomycetes; Dothideales; Saccotheciaceae. Gene Ontology annotation, biological process: regulation of transcription by RNA polymerase II; regulation of cyclin-dependent protein serine/threonine kinase activity. Gene Ontology annotation, molecular function: cyclin-dependent protein serine/threonine kinase regulator activity.
AUGGCAGCACCGCCAGCCCAAACCCUCACCGAGGACGACAUCUACCGUACAUCUACUCAGUUCCGACUUUGGUCUUUCAGCGAGUCCGCUCUUCUAUCUCUCCGUCAAAACACCCAUGAGGCCGCCGUCCAACAAGCUCGAACAUACCUGCCCGAAUCUUCUCUGGCCUCCCUGCCUUCAGCACAGGAUGAGCUUCGUCUAGUACAGCGCUACUGCGACCAAGUACGCAACACAUCCGACUUCUUUGGAUGGUCAGUCAACGUCAAAGCCACCGCCGUCCAAUACCUUAAGCGCUUCUACACCACAAAUUCUGUCAUCACAUACCCGCCCAAGGAAAUCUACAAGAGUGUUUUGUUCCUGGCGAGCAAGACUGAAGGUGUACACAUGACUCUUUCCGAAUACGCCAGACGCAUAAAGACAGAUCCAAAAGACGUCCUGGCUCCAGAGUACAAAAUAAUACAAGCCUUGCGCUUUACUCUGGAUGUACGGCAACCGUUUCGCGCGCUCAAAGGCUGUCUUAUGGAUCUCUUGAACCUGGCAGCUGGUAAUGGCGCACCCCUUCCUUUCCUCACCACAACCCCCGAACAACUGCAACAGCAAAUGUGUUCUUUACCACCACCACCCCAAGGCUCAAGGACACAAUGGCAACCUCCGCAACACAUAGGUGCCAAGGAAGCUUCAGACAGAGCACACUGCGCUUACGCCGUCGCCCGCCAUAUCCUCGAUGCACCUGCUCUGCUCACAGACGUUUAUUUCCUCUUCACCCCUCCCCAAAUCUAUCUCGCAGCACUAAAGCUCAGUGAUCCUGUAUUGUUCACGUUUUACCUCAGCACAAAAAUUCCCGCCACAGCUGCUGCCCACGACAUCAUCAUCUCUACAAUCGCACAAUGCGCAGACAUGCUAGCGAGUUUCGACCCCAAAGCCGUGAUGAGCAAAGACGAACGAGCAAGUCUAGAAGCCGCGUUGGAGCAAGUGAGAGAUCCCAGUACCAGGGAUUUGGUGGGGAAACAUGAGGAGGCUAAGAGAGGUGGAUUGGGCGUGGGACAAGUGGACGAGCAAAAAGCUGAGAGGAAGAAAUUGGCUAGAGAGAAGAGUUUUAGAGAGGGUGAGGAUUUGUUUGGUCCCGCUUUGGUUGUGCAGCAGAAGGGAUGA